AAUCAGUCAAGCAACCCAAACGUCUCUCUCUCUCUCUCCUCCAUUUCCUUAGUCCCCUUCCCUCUCUAUCCAUUUACAUGUAUGUGUUUCUUGAUCUGUAACUUGAACUUUCUCUGACAAUCUCCAUAGUUGAAGGACUGGAAGUUGGAAAAACCUAUUUCGGAUAGGAAGCCAGUUGAGGAAAAGCUGUGACAAUCCUGAUGCAAUGAAUUUGAGACAACGCCCACAAGCCACGCGCGGCCGUGGGCCUCCUUACGCUCAGCACGCGCCACCACCACCGCCUUCGCAUUUUCAGGAACAUUUCAACAUAAUACCCAUCCACAACCUCUUAAUCGACCACCCUUCUCUCCGGUACCCCGAGAUACGCGCAGCUGCUGCCGCCCUACUCACCGUCGGAGACCUCCGGAAACCACAGUUCAGUCAAUGGCACGACCACAUGGACCUCAUGGACUGGUUAGGCCUUUUCUUUGGCUUCCAAAACGACAACGUACGGAACCAGAGGGAACACUUGGUUCUCCACUUGGCCAACUCCCAAAUGCGCCUCCAACCACCAUCAGCCGCCUUGGACCACCUCGACGCCACCGUGCUCCGCCAUUUCCGGCACAAGCUGCUCAGCAACUAUACUUCAUGGUGUUCUUAUCUCGGCAAAAAGUCCCAAAUUCGUCUCCCAAAUCGCCAAAACCCCGACGUCCAACGUCGGGAAUUACUGUAUGUUUGUCUAUUUCUCUUGAUAUGGGGUGAAGCUGCGAAUCUUCGAUUUAUGCCUGAAUGUUUAUGCUACAUAUAUCAUCACAUGGCAUUAGAACUUAAUUACGUUCUUGAUGAUCAUAUAGAUGAAAAUACUGGUCGCCCUUAUAUUCCUUCAUUGUCGGGUCAAAAUGCAUUUUUAGAUAAUGUAAUUACACCAAUUUAUGUUACGAUUAAGGGCGAGGUUGAGAGGAGUAGAAAUGGGACUGCACCUCAUACAGCUUGGAGAAAUUAUGAUGAUAUCAAUGAGUAUUUCUGGAGUAGGAGGUGUUUUCGGAGAAUAAAGUGGCCUAUUGAUGUUUCAAGCAAUUUUUUUUUGACAAGUGGGGAGAAGAGAGUUGGGAAGACAGGGUUUGUUGAGCAAAGGACUUUCUGGAAUAUCUUUAGGAGCUUUGAUAGGUUAUGGGUGUUGUUGAUUUUGUUUUUUCAGGCUGCUGUUAUUGUUGCUUGGGAAGGGAGGAAGUUCCCAUGGCAGGCAUUGGAGAAUCGGGAUGUACAGGUGGAAUUGCUUACUGUUUUUAUUACUUGGUCUGGGCUGAGGUUUGUUCAAUCGGUACUUGAUGCUGGGACACAGUAUAGUUUGGUUUCAAGGGAGACAAUGUGGCUUGGCGUGAGGAUGGUGUUGAAAAGCAUGGUUGCUGUGACUUGGACUAUUGUGUUUGGGGUGUUUUAUGGGAGCAUUUGGAGCCAGAAGAAUUCCGAUGGGAGGUGGUCAUAUGAUGCAAAUCAAAGAAUUUUAGUGUUUCUUAAGGCCGCUUUGGUGUUUAUCAUCCCAGAGUUGCUGGCUUUAGUUCUUUUUAUUCUUCCAUGGAUUCGGAAUGUAAUUGAGGAAACAGACUGGAUGAUUUUGUACUUGUUCACAUGGUGGUUUCACAGUCGUAUCUUCGUGGGUCGGGGACUUAGGGAAGGGCUUGUUAACAAUAUAAAAUACACUUUGUUCUGGAUUGUAGUAUUGGCUUCAAAAUUCUCUUUCAGUUAUUUUUUCCAAAUCAAGCCCCUGGUUGGUCCAACAAAGGCACUUUUGGAGCUCAGGAAUAUUACAUACAGGUGGCAUGAAUUUUUCACUAACACCAAUAGAGUGGCUGUAGUGUUGUUGUGGGUUCCUGUUGUUUUGAUAUAUUUAGUGGAUUUGCAAAUCUGGUAUUCUGUUUUUUCCUCUUUGGUUGGGGCAGCUAUUGGGUUGUUCUCACAUUUAGGUGAGAUACGAAACCUCCAACAGCUAAGACUUAGAUUCCAGUUCUUUGCAAGUGCAUUGCAGUUUAACCUGAUGCCCGAGGGUAAGGCCGCAAUUUCACAGGCAACGUUGGUACACAAGCUCCGUGAUGCAAUCCAUCGGUUGAAGCUACGAUAUGGACUUGGGCAGCCUUACAACAAGAUUGAAUCAAGCCAGGUGGAAGCAACAAGGUUUGCCUUGAUAUGGAAUGAAAUAAUUAUAACUCUGAGGGAGGAAGAUCUCAUCAGUGAUCGAGAACUGGAACUAAUGGAACUGCCACCCAACAGUUGGGAUAUUAAGGUUGUACGGUGGCCAUGUUUCCUUCUUUGCAAUGAGCUUCUACUUGCUGUCAGCCAGGCAGGAGAACUGGCAGAUGCACCUGAUAGGUGGGUUUGGUUUAAGAUAUGCAAGAAUGAGUAUAGGCGCUGUGCAGUCAUUGAAGCUUAUGAUAGCGUCAAAUACUUGCUUCUUGAGAUUGUUAAAUACGGUACAGAUGAGCAUUCUAUUGUCACAAAAUUAUUCAUGGAAAUUGAUCACUACAUUCAGAUUGAAAAGUUCACAGGGACAUACAAGAUGGCCCUUCUAACUCCAAUACAUGAGCGGUUGACAUCUCUUAUUGAGAUUUUGAUCACACCUGAGAAAGAUACGAGUGCAGUGGUGAAUGUAUUGCAGGCCUUGUAUGAGCUUUCAGUGAGAGAAUUCCCAAGAGUGAAGAAGUCCAUCCUGCAGUUGAGGCAGGAAGGCUUAGUACCUCUUAAUGCUGCCACCGCUGAAGGGCUGCUUUUUGAAAAUGCUAUUCAGUUUCCAGAUGUAGAUGAUGCUUUCUUCUAUAGGCAGCUGCGGCGUUUGCAAACAAUCCUCACAUCUAGAGAUUCAAUGCAUAAUGUCCCAAAAAACAUCGAGGCAAGAAGGCGUAUUUCUUUUUUUAGCAAUUCACUCUUUAUGAACAUUCCGCGUGCUCCCCAUGUUGAGAAAAUGUUGGCUUUUAGUGUUCUAACUCCUUACUAUGAUGAAGAAGUCUUGUACGGCAAAGAAAUGCUGAGGAGUCCAAACGAAGAUGGUGUCUCCACCCUGUUUUAUCUGCAGAAAAUCUAUGAAGAUGAGUGGACGAAUUUUAUGGAGCGGAUGCAUAGAGAGGGCAUGGAGAAUGACAAUGAUAUCUGGACUGUCAACGCAAGGGAUCUACGUCUUUGGGCAUCAUACAGAGGCCAGACACUAUCCCGUACUGUGAGGGGAAUGAUGUAUUACUACAGGGCUCUGAAGAUGCUUGCUUUUCUCGAUUCUGCAUCUGAAAUGGAUAUAAGGCAGGGAUCACAAGAAAUUGCUUCGCUUGGCUCACUAACGCAGAGCAACAGUUUGGGUGGUCUAGGGUCAGGUAUGCCACCAACUUCCCGAAAUCUCAACAGAGCAAGUAGUGGUGUGAGUCUUUUGUAUAAAGGGCAUGAGUUUGGAUGUGCUUUGAUGAAAUAUACUUAUGUUGUUACCUGCCAGAUGUAUGGACAUCAAAAGGGUAAAGGAGACUCUCGUGCUGAGGAUAUUUUAUACCUGAUGAAGAACAACGAGACCCUGCGGGUUGCGUAUGUUGAUGAGGUUCACUUGGGGAGAGAAGAGGUUGAGUAUUAUUCUGUUCUAGUGAAGUAUGAUCAGCAACUGAAGAGAGAGGUGGAGAUCUAUCGCAUAAAGCUGCCUGGUCCUCUGAAGCUUGGGGAGGGCAAACCAGAGAAUCAGAACCACGCCAUUAUCUUCACUCGAGGUGAUGCAGUUCAGACCAUUGACAUGAACCAGGACAACUACUUUGAGGAGGCACUCAAGAUGCGAAAUUUAUUGGAGGAGUUCAAAAGAUUUUAUGGUAUCCGGAGGCCCACCAUUUUGGGAGUUCGAGAAAAUAUCUUUACUGGUUCAGUUUCUUCACUUGCGCGGUUCAUGUCUUCUCAGGAGAUGAGUUUUGUAACACUUGGGCAGCGAGUGCUGGCAAAUCCUCUUAAGAUUCGAAUGCACUAUGGUCAUCCAGAUGUGUUUGAUAGGUUCUGGUUUCUGACACGGGGUGGCAUCAGCAAGGCUUCUAGAGUGAUCAAUAUUAGUGAGGAUAUAUUUGCUGGCUUUAAUUGCACACUGCGGGGUGGAAAUGUGACACAUCAUGAAUACAUACAAGUGGGAAAAGGAAGGGAUGUAGGGUUGAAUCAGAUCUCCAUGUUUGAGGCCAAAGUUGCUAGUGGCAACGGUGAGCAGGUUUUGAGCAGAGAUGUAUAUAGGUUGGGACAUAGACUGGACUUCUUCCGUAUGCUUUCAUUCUUCUAUACAACUGUGGGAUUCUUCUUCAACACAAUGAUGAUGGUAAUCAUGGUCUAUACAUUCCUGUGGGGCAGGAUUUAUCUUGCACUCAGUGGUGUUGAGGGAGCUGCCACGGGCAACGCUGGCAACAAUAAAGCCCUUGGUACAAUCUUGAACCAGCAGUUCGUUAUCCAGAUUGGUGCGUUCACUGCCCUCCCUAUGAUUGUGGAGAACUCUUUAGAGAAUGGAUUCCUUCCAGCAGUUUGGGAUUUUAUAACAAUGCAAUUCCAGCUCUCUUCACUCUUUUACACUUUUUCUAUGGGAACUCGUUCGCAUUUCUUUGGCCGAACAAUUCUUCAUGGUGGUGCCAAGUAUCGAGCCACAGGGCGUGGUUUUGUUGUACAGCACAAGAGCUUUACUGAGAACUUUAGGUUAUAUGCCCGCAGCCAUUUUGUGAAGGCAAUUGAGCUUGGCGUGAUUCUAAUAGUGUAUGCUUCACAUAGCCCCUUGGCUACUUCGAAUACCUUUGUUUACAUAGUUAUGAAUAUCUCAAGUUGGUUUCUCGUGGUGUCGUGGAUAAUGGCCCCUUUUGUGUUCAACCCUUCCGGCUUCGACUGGUUAAAGACUGUGUAUGACUUUGAUGAUUUCAUGAAUUGGAUAUGGUUUAGCGGGGUUUUUACAAAAGCGGAUCAAUGCUGGGAAGCUUGGUGGUACGAGGAACAGGACCACUUGAGAACAACUGGUCUCUGGGGAAAGUUGUUGGAGAUAAUUUUAGAUCUUCGUUUCUUCUUUUUCCAGUAUGGCAUUGUAUACCAGUUGAACAUAAGUGGUGGUAAAACCAAUAUUUCUGUUUACUUGCUAUCUUGGAUAUACAUGGUAGUGGCUGUAGCAAUUUAUAUUGUUAUUGCAUAUGCGCGGGAUAAAUAUGCAGCAAAGGAACACAUCUACUAUCGGCUGAUUCAGUUCCUCGUGGUUUUUCUCAUGAUACUUGUGAUAGUUCUAUUGCUGGAGUUCACCCGAUUUGAAUUCCUUGAUCUUUUGACAAGUCUGAUGGCGUUCAUCCCUACAGGAUGGGGGAUUAUACUUAUUGCCCUGGUGCUCAGGCCUUUUCUGCAGGCAACUGUGGUGUGGGAGACUAUUGUAGCGUUGGCACGUCUUUAUGAUAUGCUGUUUGGCUUGAUUGUUAUGGCUCCUCUGGCCUUGCUAUCAUGGUUGCCUGGGUUUCAAUCAAUGCAGACAAGGAUCCUAUUCAAUGAAGGUUUCAGCAGGGGCCUCCAGAUAUCUCGUAUUCUGACGGGCAAAAAAUCCAACAUUGACACGUGAUGAGGUAGUAUCCUUUUUUCAAGUCUAUUAAUAUAAUCUGCAGGAUUGUUCAGGGUAUAUGUGUGAGCUCACUGCUUUAACUGCAUCUUGCUAGAUAUGUGUGCACAUGCUGAAAUAUGAGAUUUAACUGCUAAUAACAUUCUAUAUCUGAAUAAGGAAGACACUUGCUGACACUUCUAUGUGACAUAAAUCAUUUUUCGGUUGAGCUACUGUCUCAAACUUCAAUUUAUUAAUGAUGUUGAAUAUUGAUUGUCAUGUAAGAAGUCCUAGUGGGCCAGUCUUGAUGAGUUCGGCAAAUGUAAUACGAGCAUAAAAAUAUAAUACAUGCCUAUUAGACUGGGGAAACGGAUUUGGCCAUAUACUUCUACAUUUAGUUCCAAGUUUCGAAUUUCAUCUCUCUCCCUAUCCACCCUCUUUCAGAAUACUUUUCCAUCUUCCAAAAGUCUCAUCUUGGUGACAACAGUGCUGAGCAGGCCAUUCUAACUCCUGUUACUGCUUAAGCAGGAAAGAUUAGUGCUAUUUUACAUGUAUCUUUCGUGAGGGUUUCCGACAGAAUAGCCAACUGCCUUCAAGUUCCUUGACACUUGCACUAUAAUUGCUUAACCAACAAAUGCCAUUACCGAUAGGUUACUCUUCAAUAGUCCCUAUUGUGUGAAGAUGCAAAAGAGAAUCCAUAUGCUCUCCACGUAGCUGGUGGUAGGCAGGCACGCAAACACGUAAGAGAACAUUUUGACAUCUACACUUCACCCCCUCGUAAUAGCCCCUAUGCGCAUAACCCUCUCAAGAUUUGAAAAUGUCUACAUAAUCAUCAAUAUAGUUUAUGGACUAAAGUGCAUCGCUACACUUUCAAUCCUACGAGCUGUGUGAUUCACGCGCAGUAGGUGAGACUUUCCAUAAAAAAUUCCUAAUGUAAGACCCUCAGUCCCUCUCUCGCCCCCAGACAUAUGAGCCACCUCUUCAUCAUUAGCCACCCCGUCCUCUUUCCUCCUGUCCAGCCAGUUCGCUGCCCACAAGUAGACCAAUCUAUGGGUCACAUUUUAAUCCAAAUCUGCUCCAAAUAUGAAUCCGAUUAGUUAGAUAUGUAUUGAUUUUUUUACUGAUUAUGGAAAUACGAAUUCAGAUCCGUUCUAUCAUACUCAUGUAUUUAGAUUUAUCAAUAUCUGGUCUGAUCAUAGUUCAGCCCAAGUUUUUUAUAAAUGUAUGCUAAUAUAUUAUGUCAUUAAAUGAUUACAUGAUAAAAUGGAGUUAAAUUUAGAUGUAGUUUGCUAAAAUCAACUCUCAUUAAGUUGAUUGGAUCGGAUCGUUUGGAUAGUCAGAUCAAGUGUUUGAAUUUUGACAGACAUAUGGACUAUGCAAAUAAAUUUUUUCAGAAAAUUGGAUUAGAUUGGGAUAAAUAGAAAUCCAAUCUCAAUCUGAUCUGUUGGCAACCCUAUAACUAACCAGUUGUCUUUCUGCUUUUCAUCUUUCCUCUUUCUCAUUGUCUCUCAUCUUAACCCGCAACCCUCACCCCUGCCUCCUCGGCAUCUACCACCCCGAAUAAGCCCCGGCCAGAAACACCUGGGCUCUAACCCUUUACCCUCGUUGGUAACCCUAGUUCUUAUCUGACCCCAUUGCUUUGGUUGAGCCCAAAUCAGAUCCCUUUGCUAGGAGUCCUCCUGCGUUGUCAAUUGCCUGAGCCAUCUCCACAUAUCUUGUAAGAGUUGACGAUUGAGUUGCUGAUGUUGCUCUUAAAAGACCCACCACUUCAAGGAUGUUGCUGGUGUUGCUAUAGGCAGCCUAACCCUCAACUGGGUCAUAGAUUUGAUUUUAGCUUUUGAAUGGGUCCCAAGAACUUGACUCCUGAUGAAUACUCCUCUGAGCUGCUAGUACAAGAGCCAAAAUUUUGAAAAAUUAAUGGGUUAGGUUCUGAUUGCAGAGUCGUCGUGAUUGGGGAUAUGCAUGAGUUGUUAACAGUUGCUGGUUAGCGUGUGUAUAAUCAGUAGUUUGUGUCAACAAUUUGCUUACCAAUUUGUCCAGUUCUAUGAUUUGGGCAGAUUUAGCAAUGAGGGGCGCUACUGGCGUUAAGGGGUAGGGGUGGGGUCCAUCGCAAAAGAAAGAGAGAUGGUUAUGGUCAUUGCGCCUUUAACAUUAAUGGAGUUAGUGCUGUAUUCUAGUCCACACACCCCUUUAGAGUUAUACGGCUUUUUUAAAUGUUGUGGGUUAUUUGCAUAGGCAGUGUGCCCUAGGGAGGUAAAGAGAAGUUUGCACAAAAUUUGAAUCCUUGGGGGAACUUUUACUUGAGAGAUCAUUCGUCCUUUUCUGAUAAUUUUGCUAUGUAUUUAAAUAUCACCCAAGUCGAGGUUUCGAAUCCUUAUGUAGGGGAUUGAUGGAGAAAACAAAGUCAAUAGCAAAAAAAAUUGGAUUGCAUUUGGAAAGUAAUAUGCAUUGAUUUACUUCUUCAAAAAAGAGUGUAAUAUAAUCUAAAAGGGGAGAGGACAACAGUUGUAUUCAUAUUCUCCAUGGAUUAUCAGUUUAUUAACAUACACAAAUGGUAAUGACACUUUAUCUAAUCUAAAAGA
Messenger RNA from Ilex paraguariensis (yerba mate), 8112 nucleotides. The record is from the annotation of a GenBank genome assembly. NCBI's taxonomy places the organism in Eukaryota, Viridiplantae, Streptophyta, Magnoliopsida, Aquifoliales, Aquifoliaceae.